GCCCCACAGCCCCGCAGCAGCCACAGGGGGAACCAAAGAGACAGAAGCCUUCCCAGCUGCCCGGACCACAGACGCCAACACCCCCCGCCCCCCACCACACGCCGCCUUGCCCGCCCGCGCCCCGCACGCUAGCCCACGACCGAGAGGCGGCGGCAGCAGCAGGCUGCAGGCUGCGGUAACUCGCACCGGUGCGCUCCUGGCAGCGCUUGCUAUCCCAAGUGACUCGGACUGGCCCCGGGUCCCCGGCCCCAGCUCCCGCUCGCGCCACCCGCCCUCCUGUCCUUUCGCGCCUCUCUACCCCCCAGCUCGCGGGAAGGGAGGUCGCGGCAGCGGCCUGGAGGCACCGGCGACCGUGGCGACAGCGGCGAAAGUGGCGGCGGCGGUGGCGGCAGCGGCUGCGGCGGCGGCGGAGGCUGCGGCGGCGACCGUGGCGGAGGCUGUGGCGGAGGCCUCCGUAGCGGAGGCGGAAGCAGAGGUGGAGGCUGAGGUGGAGGCCGAGGCCUCAGUAGAGGAGGCAGUGGCGGAGGGCACCCGGGGGGAGGUGGCGGCCGCCCUGGCAGAGGGGAAGGAGGCGGCGGCUGCCCUGGCGGCAGUGGUUGUGGAGGCUAGCGCGGCUGAAGCUGCCUGCGCCGCCGCCGCCGCCGCCGCCACUGCAGCAGCAGCAGCAGCAGCAGCAGCAGCAGCGGAGGCUGCGGCGCCCUCCUUGGGGGAGGCGGACGCGGCGGCGGAGGCGGCGGCGGAGGCGGCGGCGGCGGCGGCGGCGGCGGCUGCGGCGGCCGCGGAUGCAGAUGCAGAUGCGGAUGCGGAGACCAGCAGGGUCUCCGAGGGGAACCCAGACUUUCCUAUGGCCUCGCUGUACGUGGGCGACCUGCACCCUGAAGUGACAGAAGCAAUGCUCUACGAGAAGUUCAGCCCGGCCGGGCCCAUCCUUUCCAUCCGCAUUUGCAGGGACAAGAUCACCCGCCGCUCGUUGGGCUACGCGUACGUCAACUACCAGCAACCGGUGGACGCCAAGCGGGCCCUGGAAACCCUGAACUUUGAUGUCAUCAAGGGCAGGCCCGUGCGCAUCAUGUGGUCCCAGCGGGACCCCUCGCUCCGCAAGAGUGGGGUGGGCAACGUCUUCAUCAAGAACCUGGGCAAGACCAUCGACAACAAGGCGCUGUACAACAUCUUCUCGGCGUUUGGCAACAUCCUCUCCUGCAAAGUGGCCUGCGACGAAAAGGGGCCCAAGGGCUACGGGUUUGUGCACUUCCAGAAGCAGGAGUCCGCAGAGCGGGCCAUUGAUGCGAUGAAUGGCAUGUUCCUGAACUACCGCAAAAUUUUCGUUGGGAGAUUCAAGUCGCAUAAAGAACGAGAAGCCGAAAGGGGAGCCUGGGCCAGGCAGUCCACCAGUGCUGACGUCAAGGAUUUCGAGGAAGACACCGAUGAGGAAGCCACCUUGCGAUGAAGACAUGCCAGGAGCCAGUCAGCCAGCAGAGCCAAAUCUUGGCUCCCACCCGGUUUACAACUCCCCUCUUUGCCCCCUAACCCACCAGCAGUGUAUUGUAUUGUACUGGGAGUGCAGGUCUCUCUCUCUCCUCUCUCUCUCUCUCUCUCUCUCUCUCUCUCUCUCCCCCCCCCCUCUUCCCCUUUCCUUUCAUCCCCUCCUCCUCCUCUUCCUCCCUCCUUCUUCUUCCUUCUGUCUUCCCCACCUCUCCCUUCCCCCCACACCCACCAAGGGCGUUGUGAAUAAUCUUGCUAAUCUGUGCCACUUGAUAGAUUAUAGGCUGCCUUUUCUCCUUGUGCUUUGGUUUAAAAAGCACUUCAUUCUCGCUUCCUUCACUACACAGGUGAUACAAUUUCAUGGUAGAAACAUCAGAAAGGAGAAGGAAAUCAGAUGAGGGAAAACCCAGAGAGUAAUUGUUCCCCAUGAUUCUACUACCCAGAGGCAACCACUUUUUCGUGUGCUGUUUUUCCAGGCUCUCCUCUCUCCCUCUUUCUCCCUCCCUCUCUUCCUCACUCCCCACCCCCACCUUCCCUUUUAACACACUGUUAUAGAAUGGUUCAAGUGUGUGGUGUUUCUUAAUCUGCUUCUUCAGAAACUAAAGCCAAACAAAACACAACCCAUUGAACUUCUUUCCAUGUUAUUCAACAGGCUUCCUAAAUGUCGUCUUCAGUGCCUGCAGAGUGUAUCCAUGGAUCUUUAACUCUUCUGUAAUCAUUUUCGCUUGUUGGACAUUCAGGUGGUGCCUAGUUCUUUCCUUGUGUUUAAACCCAACACUGCAUACUCUGACGAAUGAAUCCUUCCUUGUCAAGCCAAAUCUUCGCUAGCAUACCGGAUGGUCUUCUUAAUUGUGGACGUGCAGGAUCCACAAUAAAAUAUCCUUGCAGGAUAUUUUAGAGACUUUUCCUGUGUGUUGCCAAAUGGCCCCUUCAUAAGCACUGUACUGAUUUGCAUUCAUGCCAGCCAGCACAGCUAGUAAAAACAGUAUGUCCAUUCCCCCUGCAUAGUCUCCUAGUCACUGUAAUUGAUGUGUGUGUGUGUGUGUGCUGGAGUGUGUGCGUUUUGGCCAGCUUGAUGGGCUGCAAAUGGUAUUUCACUGUUUUAGGUUAUUUUGCUGGAUUUAAAUGCUCUUUAUCACCCUCUUUUCCUUGUGCCCACUUAUUGCCCUUUUGCCCAUUGCCAGAAACAUCAUUCGGCUUUAUUGCAGGAAAAAAUUAAACUGCAGGCAACAGAAGAAAAUUAAUGUUCCCAGUAAUCAACCCUAAUCGCCACACAUACAUUCCUAAAUCAUUUUCAUGUGUGCUUCCCCAGUAUUUUUCAUGUGAUAUAUAUGUGAAUUUUCAUGUAUAUACUGUUUCAAUAUCUGCUUUUUCACACAUGAAUAUAUAAUAGAGAUAAGAUAUAGAUGUAUAAAUAGAUAUUCUCGAACUUCGUUUCAUGUCAUUAAAUAUUCUUCUAAAAAUUG
This is a messenger RNA of Leopardus geoffroyi (Geoffroy's cat), 2948 nucleotides long. RefSeq names its product poly(A) binding protein cytoplasmic 1 like 2B (gene PABPC1L2B). The record is from RefSeq and is a predicted model, not a curated record. Gene Ontology annotation, molecular function: poly(U) RNA binding; poly(A) binding; mRNA 3'-UTR binding. Gene Ontology annotation, cellular component: ribonucleoprotein complex; cytoplasmic stress granule; nucleus. NCBI's taxonomy places the organism in Eukaryota, Metazoa, Chordata, Mammalia, Carnivora, Felidae. The coding region runs from base 845 to 1447 and encodes 200 amino acids. The transcript has a single exon.